UUAACUUGCCAUUCUCCUUCGCCUCCUCUUCUAGUCUUCUUAUGAUUAUUUUUCUUCCUCAUCUUGUUUUUUUUUUUUCAGACAAAAACCUAGAUAGCUAAACAUGCCUUGUUUGUUCAUCUUCAUAGCUUUGCUUCUAAGUUCUUGUAUUGGAACGUUGAAAGCCCUUGAUCAGACUUGUGGCAACAAAGUCGUGAACACAAUCGUCGUCGACCAAGCCGGUUCAGGUAAGUUCCGUACUGUUCAAGCUGCCAUUGAUUCGGUUGGUGAAUUGAAUUCUCUAUGGAUCAAAAUCAAAGUAAAACGAGGUGUUUACGUAGAGAAGGUGAUAAUACCAUAUAAUAAACCGUGCAUAAUAGUAGAAGGAGAGGGACAAAGAGUCACCACCAUCACGUAUAAUGGUCAUGCAGCCACUGACGUCAGCUCAACUUUCACUUCAUAUCCAUCCCAUAUUGUCGUCCGAAACUUAUCAAUCAUGAACACUUAUAAUCGUUUGACUAGUCUAACUAAAGCAAACGGUAUGAGUUGGGAUAUAAAGCCAGCGGUUGCGAUUUCGGUUUAUGGCGAUAAAUCAGCGUUUUACAACUGUGAUUUCUUGGGGUUGCAAGAUACAGUGUGGGAUAAUCUUGGCAGACAUCACUUCAAAAAUUGUUACAUCGAAGGUGCUAUCGAUUUCAUUUUUGGAAGUGGCCAAUCUGUUUACGAGGACUGUCAUAUAAACGCAACGGCAGGAGCAUUGGCAUCAAAAGUGUCGUUUGGGUACAUAACGGCUCAAGGAAGAAGUAGCGAUUCGGACCCAAGUGGGUUCGUGUUCCUACGAGGUAGUGUUUCAGGGAGCACCAGUGUCUAUCUUGGACGAGCCUAUGGUCCAUUCAGUCGAGUGAUAUUCAUCCAAACCGAUCUCUCUUCCGUCGUGCACCCUGAGGGUUGGUACUCUUGGCACUAUGGUGGAUACGAGAUGAGUUUCACGUAUGCAGAAGUUGAGUGUAAAGGAGCAGGAUCGGAUAUGUCACGAAGAGUUCCUUGGAUUGAUAAACUUCAUUCUUUUUACACUAAACAACAAUUCUCUAUCUCUAAUUUCAUUGACCAAGAUCAAUGGAUCUCUAAUAUUCCUCGUUUUUAAAUAAAUCACUUUCUCUUUUGUUAGAUUCUAG
Messenger RNA from Arabidopsis thaliana (thale cress), 1154 nucleotides. RefSeq names its product Pectin lyase-like superfamily protein. Lineage: Eukaryota; Viridiplantae; Streptophyta; Magnoliopsida; Brassicales; Brassicaceae. The record is from RefSeq and is marked reviewed. Gene Ontology annotation, molecular function: pectinesterase activity. The coding region runs from base 104 to 1123 and encodes 339 amino acids. The transcript is spliced from 5 exons. Gene Ontology annotation, biological process: cell wall modification; pectin catabolic process.